UCUCUUCCCCUAUUGAGGUUAGGGUUUUCAAUAUUUUUCGUAAGAGGAAGUAUUGCAGUGAAGCUGAAACACAGAGGGGCUAAGGAAGAAGAAGAAAAGAAGAUGACUCUUAACAAAAGGAAAGCAUGGUCUAUGCUGAACUGGUCCAUCGCUCCGGUGAAGGCGGAGGAGGAGGAGGAGGAGGAGGAAUGGACCCUUUUGGGCUACCAGUGCCGCGACCUACCACAUGCUGACGAGUUGCACCAACAGCUCAUGCGCGAGAUCGGCCGCAAUGUCGCCGAGAUCCAAAACGAGGGACUCGGCGAGCACGCCCUCCGCGACCUCAACCGCCAGAUCAACACACUUCUCUACGAUAAACGCCACUGGGAGCGCCGAAUCGUUGGACUCGGCGGCACCAAAUACUCCGGCAAGAUGAUCGACCUUGACGGCAACAUCGUCGAUCUCCCAAAUCCUGGCUUCAACUGCCUCGGUUUUGGCUAUUUCGGCGCUGCCGCGAAGAAACUCCCCGAAGUUCGGGAGCUUCGGAAGGGGCGAACCCUCCCAAAUCCUGGCUUCAACUGCCUGGGUUUUGGCUAUUUCUGCGCUGCCGCGAAGAAACUCCCUGAAGUUCGGGAGCUUCGGAAGGGGCGAACCCGUAACGACAUUUAUAAGAUUGAUGCAAGUUACAGGGAUGGCGUGCUUGAGCGCGAGGAGGGCCCUGCCGAGAAGAAGAUGCGGCGUGAGGGGGAGGAGAUGCGGCGCGUGGUCAAGGAGAUGCGGGGCGUGGCGGAGGAGAUGCGGCGUGAGGCAAGGGAGGAGAAGAAGAUGGAGCUUGUUAGUGAGGGUCUAUUGGAGGAACAUAGUGAGGCUAAGGACAUGCUUAACAUUCAGGGUUAGGUUGAUUAUUUUAGUUGUAAUCGACUCAGAACACCUGUUUAGGGAUAUUUUGAUUGCCUUUAGUUUUUCAGGGUUUUUUUUUUGUCAUGAUGCAUCAAGUCCAAAUUCACUGUAUUUUUCUGCCUUCUAUUGAUUGAAAGUGAUAUGAAUGAUUUCACUGUUUGAAGGUUGAAAGUAUGAUUGACCAUUUUGUAAAUGAUGAUUUAAUACAUUUUUAGUUUCUUGUAGCAUGACCUUUCGUAUCUCAUACGAUCAUACUUAAAAAUGGUUCAGUGCCAGAUUGAUGGGUUUCUGUUGUUGGAA
Molecule: messenger RNA, 1179 nt
Organism: Gastrolobium bilobum
Lineage: Eukaryota; Viridiplantae; Streptophyta; Magnoliopsida; Fabales; Fabaceae
Exons: 1
Coding region: 103-876 (257 amino acids)
Biological process (GO): mRNA 3'-splice site recognition; generation of catalytic spliceosome for second transesterification step
Cellular component (GO): post-mRNA release spliceosomal complex; post-spliceosomal complex; Prp19 complex
Source: RefSeq, a predicted model, not a curated record